GUUGAAGUGUUGUAUUUUGCAAAAAGUGCUGAAAUUGCAGGAAUUCGCUCUGAGACUAUUUCUGUGCCACAAGAAAUAAAAGCAUUGCAGCUGUGGAAUGAGAUAGAAGCACGACAUCCUGGAUUGGCUGAUGUCAGAAAUCAGGUGAUAUUUGCUGUCCGUCAAGAAUAUGUCGAGCUUGGAGAUCAACUCCUCCAGCUUCAGUCAGGAGAUGAAAUUGCCAUUAUCCCCCCCAUUAGUGGAGGGUAGUGCUCUUGAGCCACUUGGGUGUGUGAGGAAAGAUAUGAAUGAAAUUGAAGAGAAAUCUAAAGAUAUAAUAAAAUUCACUGCUGAGAAACUCUCCAUAGAUGAAGUCUCACAGUUGGUGGUUUCUCCACUCUGUGGUGCAGUAUCCCUGUUUGUAGGGACUACAAGAAAUAACUUUGAAGGGAAAAAAGUCAUUAGCUUAGAAUAUGAAGCAUAUCUACCAAUGGCGGAAAAUGAAAUCAGAAAAAUUUGUAGUGACAUUAGGCAGAAAUGGCCAGUCAAACACAUAGCAGUGUUUCAUAGACUUGGCUUAGUUCCAGUGUCGGAAGCAAGCAUUAUCAUUGCUGUGUCCUCGGCCCAUAGGACUUCAUCCCUUGAAGCUGUGAGCUAUGCCAUUGAUACUUUAAAAGCCAAGGUGCCCAUAUGGAAAAAGGAAAUGUAUGAAGAAUCAUCAUCAUCUUGGAAAAGAAACAAAGAGUGCUUUUGGACAGCCAGUGAUUAAUUCACACAUUUUUUUUUUAGAGAACUAAAAUUAAACUUGGUAAACUGUC
Messenger RNA from Neofelis nebulosa (Clouded leopard), 797 nucleotides. RefSeq names its product molybdenum cofactor synthesis 2 (gene MOCS2). The transcript has 6 exons. Lineage: Eukaryota; Metazoa; Chordata; Mammalia; Carnivora; Felidae. The record is from RefSeq and is a predicted model, not a curated record. Gene Ontology annotation, biological process: Mo-molybdopterin cofactor biosynthetic process. Gene Ontology annotation, molecular function: molybdopterin synthase activity. The coding region runs from base 170 to 748 and encodes 192 amino acids. Gene Ontology annotation, cellular component: cytosol.